UCCGGAUGCGCAGGCUCAGCGGCCAUGGCUCAUGGGCCUAGCCGCUCCGCGGCAUGUGGGAUCUUCCCGGACCGGGGCUCGAACCCGUGUCCCCUACAUCGGCAGGCGGACUCUCAACCACUGCGCCACCAGGGAAGCCCCAAAUAUAUAUAUGUAUUUUUUAAUUUAAAAAUUUUUUUAAUUAAUAAAAGAUUUUUUAAAAAAGAAAAUAAGAUUAUAAAGGAACAAAAAAGGUGCUGACAACAUAAUUGUGUAUGUAAAUAAUCCAAAAGAAUCUACAGACUCUUAGGAUUAAGUGAAUUUAGCAAGGUCACAGAAUACAAAGUCAAUAUACCGCCCCCCAAAAAUGAAUUAUGUGUUUCUAGAUACAAUAAAUAGAAAAUGAAAUUUCAAAAAUAUAUUGUUUAUAAUAGGAUAACAAAUAGCUCGAAAUAUCAAUAGAUAUGUCAAAAGAUAUGCAGAAUCUUUACAUUGAAAACAAUGAAACAUUCUUGAAAGAAAGACUGACAGGUGUGUGGUCAAAUCAUGUAUAGUCAAUUCACCACAUAUUUUUCUUCCUUGUUAUAGGUUAGCUUCUGUCUGUUGGAAGCAAAGGGGAAACUUGCCUGUGUUCUCAGCUAUUUGGAAAUCUCACUGUGAAAGUUUCACAAUAACUUAGUUUUAUUUCUUUAAAUUGUAUAUAAGAUAACAUUAGAUUUGAGAAGCAUUUUUAACCCUGAUGAAAUUUCAGGGAUGACUUUACGAUCUGACAAUAACAUAAAUGAAUACAUUUUGAAAAUAAAUUGAAAUGCCUUAAAUGUAAAAAAAAAAAAAAGACUGACAAAGAUGAAGACAUAUAUCGACUCCAUGGAUUGGAAAAUAAUAUUGUAAGGAUGACAGUUCUCUCAAAUUGAUCUGCUGGUGAAACUCAAUUCUAAGUAAAAUCCCAGCAGGUUUAUUUUUGUGAAAAUUGACAAGCUGAUUCUAAAAUUUGCAUGGAAAUGCAAAGUGCCAAAACAGCCAAGGCAAUCUUGAAUAAAAAUGAAAUUGGAGUCUUCCACACCCAGAUAUCCUCCUUUAACUUUCAACAUUUUAGUACCACCUUUUUGAGAUAUGGCUUACAAAUAGCAUACUGUAUUUUGUGAAUUUUCUCAAAGUUUUACCUCUUACACCCUUUGCAUUUACACCCUUUGCAUUUUUAGUUCCAACUUCUAUCAUCUUGUUCUCUGGUUUAUUUUAUACCCCCUUGUUCCCACUCCCCUUGGUGGUUUUGGUGUUUUUUUGUUUUUGUUUUGGGGUUUUUUUUUUUUUUUUUUGCUGGAAUGGAAGAGUGGCUACAUGUUCUGUGGUCUUUCGAAGUUAUAUAUCUUGGCUUUUAAUUCAACAGGUGGUCUCAUAUUGAUGAUUUUUUAGAUGGAAUUUAAUUUUUUUUUUUUUUUUUUUUUCGUGGUAUGCGGGCCUCCCUCCGUGGCAGCCUCUCCCGUUGCGGAGCACAGGCUCCGGACGCGCAGGCUCAGCGGCCAUGGCUCACGGGCCCAGCCGCUCCGCGGCAUGUGGGAUCCUCCCAGACCGGGGCGCGAACCCGGUUCCCCUGCAUCGGCAGGCGGACGCGCAAACCCUGCGCCACCAGGGAAGCCCCGGAAUUUAAUAUUUUGAGUUGCCUUUUUGACCAACAAGAAGGGGGCUUUAUUUCAGAAGUUUGAGUAGUUUGGUUGGAUGGUCUGGGAAAGAGGUCUCUGAAACCCCAGCCUGACUCCUGAGAAGCAGAGAAGUUUAGGGCAUCUCCCCUGGGUGUCAGGAGGAGAGUUUAGGCUUGCCUGCGUAGCAGUAAGAGAGUAUACUGUUUAGGUCUCCCUCUUUGCCAGCUGCCCCUUCAUUUCAAUUUAGGGCUUCUAGGCCUUUCCUGGGCAUGGUUCCCAGAAAGUCCCUCUGCUGCUGCUACCCUGAUCAGGUUUCUGGAUCUGUUAAUAAUAGACAACAGUGGGGGAAGGGCCAGGAUCAUUAUGGAAAUAGGAGCAACUAAACCAGAUGGACAGUUCCUAUGCACAGGGCCCUGUCUGUCUGCUCCCGUCCUGUGUCUGAGGAGCAUUCUGCAGUGGACAUGUCUUCUAAGCCAUUCUUUGGAGCCACAUUAACCUUGUGAAGGUCUCCAAGUGCCUUUCCCAAAAAUCAGAACACAUGAUCUGGGGUGCUUAUGAGAACACUGAAACAGAAUGUUUGAGAUUCGAACUCUACCAGAAAACCCUGGGGGAGUGAUAAUACCCCUCACAGAACACCCAGAAGGGAAGGAGGUUGGGCCGCAAUUAGGUGAGGCAAAUAGUGACUCAGAGAGGCAAACUGUAUGUAAUCCUGGAAUGCAGAAGGGGAGUGGGGAAGGUGAAGGGGAAGUAUGGAAAAAUAAGGACAUGAUGAUGUUGGAGAAGUGGAAAUGGGAGAGUAAGACGAGCAUGUGAGACAGGACCACUAUUAAGUAAAAUAUGAAAUCAGCACAGUUUAAAUCUUGAUGCCUCCUCAUCUUCCUGUUCUCCAUGAAUGGCCUUCCCUCUUCUGCCUCUACUCCCUGCAUACUCCUUUUCCUUUACCAAAGCCUGCUCUUAGUACAGUAAACUCAACUUAGGUAUAAAUUAUGAAAGACCCAUAAGGCUUCUGAAAUUACCAGUUAAUAAAAUGUGAAAACAUUUUAUUGUAAAAUAUAACACAAAUAUAUAAAACUACAUAAAGAAAAUGUAUAGCUUAAUAAGUUAUUAUGAAGUGAAAACCCUUAUUAGCACCCAGAACCAGAAAUAGAGCUUGGUCAGCUGUUUCAGAUGGGGCCAGCUAUGGGCCCCAUCCCAUCAUGACUCCUCCCUCCUCCCCAAAGUAACCACUAUCCUGACAUUUAUGGUAAUCACUCAGGAGGAUUUUAUUUUAAUGGGACUAAUGAUUUAGCUAUAAAUAAUCACUAAUGGUAGACUAUUAGGCAGUUGAGGGAUGUUUGGGAGCCACAAGAGGCAGCUGGAUCUCAGCACACUCAAAAAUCACACCACUUCGUACAGUUAGUUCCCUCUGUGCCUAUGAUUAAGACACACCUCACCGGAAGACGAUCCCACAGAAGUCCAAGUACAGUGCUGUGCCCUAUGCCCUCAGCUCCAUACUGUCAUCCACUGAUCCAGAAGGAACCAUACCCCACAGUCUUCCCAAGGCAGAGCAAAAGUAGGUCCCAGCUCACAGUACUUGGGCGAGUGUAAAGGACUGGCAGUCUCUGCUGCCGACAUGUGAGUCUAGGACAUUGCCUAAACUUCCCUGGGCCUUAGUUUCUUACUGUGAAGUAUGGGGCCAUGAUAAAGCCCUUUACAAUUGCCUAUUCCUCACCUAACUUGGUCCCCUUUCCUCAAUCUUGUUUUCUGUUUCCGCUGCCUAUUUAUACACGCUGUAAGAAGCUCAUUACCUUCCUUACCCAGUUGGGUGUCUUUCCAGCCUUGUGCUCCUCUUUUUGCCCUUGAUCCUCAGACACCAUGGUUCUGCUUCAUUUCUACGUGUACCAUUAUAAAAACACAUAUACGUCCUUGCAUAUUAGAGGUGCUGAACAAAUGGUUGUAGAAUGAAUGAAUAUAUGAAACAAAUUGUUUCCUACAUUCAUGUAUGCACUCCUUCAAUAUUUAGCAAGUACCUAAUAUAUACGUAGAUACCAACCUAUCCUUCUACACAAUUCAUUCCUCUCCUCCUUUUCUCAUCUUCCCCCUUUCCCAUUCUAUCUUUUUCCCUUUCCCUGAGCCAUAGAGUUAGACUGAGUGCCCGGCAAGGCAGGAUGCGGAGACACUUCUGCCAGUGGAAACAGUCACCAUGGAAAGGAGCCAGAUGAAAUAAGGGCAAAGACAGCUGUACAACACGCAGAGGGAAACCAACCAGAAUGAAAAGCAGUGAUUCAUGGAGCACUGCAGCUCAGAUACUCCUUGGGUUUCACUCUGAGACCUACUGCAGGACUGAGGUCAGUGAGGGCUGGCAUCAAGAUGAAGGACAGACAGGCUCCUCCUCCCUGGAGAUGUGAUGCCCGUCAAUCCCUCCCCUAAUCCUCUUCUGCGCACCCCACCCCCACUACUCCCUCACACUGACCAGUGUCCUGGGCCUUUAAGAGUUGGAUGGGCUGGACUGAGGAGAGAGCUCACACCUCUCCCCACCCUACUCUUUCUAUCUGGCUGUAAGUCUGCCAGUGACAGCAGCAAACUGCAGCAGAAGAGGGGAGGAAGCCAGUGAGUGCAAGAGAAGCAAAGAAGAAAAGGAGCCCUCCUGGGUUUCCUCGGCCCACAGCAGAGAGCGUCGCAGAUCUCAGACACAGGACUUCUCUCCUGCCCACGGUGACUCUGGCAUCAGCUGGUGAAGCAGUGGGUGAUGGCGUCCCUGCUGCAAGGCCGGCUGCCUGUUAAUCAAGACCUGCUGCUGAUGCAGAAAGGCACGCUGAUGCGCAAGGUGCGGUCCAAAAGCUGGAAGAAGCUAAGAUACUUCAGACUUCAGGACGAUGGCAUGACAGUCUGGCAUGCCCGGCAGGCCGGAGGCAGGGCCAAGCCCAGCUUCUCAAUAUCCGACGUGGACACAGUGCGUGAGGGCCACGAGUCUGAGUUGCUGCGAAACCUGGCAGAGGAGUUCCCCUUGGAGCAGGGCUUCACCAUCGUCUUCCAUGGCCGCCGCUCCAACUUGGACCUGGUGGCCAACAGUGUCGAGGAGGCCCAGAUCUGGAUGCAGGGGCUCCAGCUGUUGGUGGACUUUGUCACCAGCAUGGACCAACAGGAGCGGCUGGACCAUGAUUGGUUCCAGCACGGAGACAAAAACCAGGAUGGUCGGAUGAGUUUUGGAGAAGUCCAGCGGUUACUGCACCUGAUGAAUGUGGAAAUGGACCAAGACCAUGCCUUCCAGCUUUUCCAGAGAGCAGAUGCAUCCCAGUCUGGGACUCUGGAGGGAGAAGAAUUUGUAGAGUUUUAUAAGUCAUUGACUCAGCGUCCUGAGGUGCAGGAACUGUUUGAAAAGUUUUCAUCUGAUGGGCAGAAGCUGACCCUGCUGGAAUUUGUGGAUUUUCUCCAAGAGGAGCAGAAAGAAGGAGAACGGGCUUCUGACCUUGCUCUAGAACUCAUCGACUGCUAUGAGCCUUCAGAUAGCGGCAAACUGCGGCAUGUGCUGAGCAUGGAUGGCUUCCUCAGCUACCUCUACUCGAAGGACGGAGACAUCUUCAAUCCGACCUGCCUCCCCAUCUACCAGGAUAUGACUCAGCCCUUGAACCAGUACUACAUCAGCAGCUCCCACAACACCUACCUAGUGGGAGACCAGCUUUGUGGCCAGAGCAGCGUGGAGGGAUACAUACGGGCCCUGAAGCGGGGAUGCCGCUGCGUGGAGGUGGAUAUAUGGGAUGGACCUAGCGGGGAACCUAUUGUUUACCACGGACACACACUGACCUCUCGCAUCCCGUUCAAAGACGUUGUGGCCGCCAUUGGACAGUAUGCCUUCCAGACAUCAGACUAUCCAGUCAUCUUGUCCCUGGAGAACCACUGCAGCUGGGAACAGCAGGAGAUCAUAGCACGCCAUCUGACAGAGAUCCUGGGGAAUCAGUUACUGAGCAGCACCUUGGAUGGGCAGCUUCCCACUCAGCUGCCCUCCCCUGAGGAGCUUCAGAGGAAGAUCCUUGUGAAGGGAAAGAAGUUAAAAACGCUUGAGGAGGAUCUUGAGGAAGAGGAGGAGGAGCCAGAGUCUGAACUGGAGGAGGCUGAGCUGCAGCUGGAGGCCCAGAUGGAGUCUGAGCCCCAGGAGUUGAGCCCUCGCAGUAAGGACAAAAAGAAGAAAUCCAAGCCCAUCUUAUGUCCAUCCCUCUCUGCCCUGGUUGUCUACUUGAAGGCUGUCACAUUCUACAGCUUCACUCAUUCGAGGGAGCACUACCGCUUCUAUGAAACAUCAUCUUUCUCUGAAGCCAAGGCCAAGAGCCUCAUCAAGGAGGCUGGCAAUGAGUUUGUGCUGCACAAUACCUGGCAGUUAAGCCGUGUAUAUCCCAGUGGCCUGAGGACAGAUUCAUCCAACUACAACCCCCAGGAGUUCUGGAAUGCAGGCUGCCAGAUGGUGGCUCUGAAUAUGCAGACUGCGGGGCUUGAGAUGGACCUGUGUGAUGGGCUCUUCCGCCAGAACGCUGGCUCCGGCUACGUGCUGAAGCCAGACUUCCUGCGUGACACCCAGAGUUCCUUCCACCCUGAGAGGCCCAUCAGUCCGUUCAAAGCCCAGACCCUCCUAAUCCAGGUAAUCAGUGGGCAGCAACUCCCCAAAGUGGACAAGACCAAAGAGGAGUCCAUUGUGGAUCCACUGGUAAGAGUGGAGAUCUUUGGCGUCCGCCAAGACACAACCCGGCAAGAGACCAGCUACGUGGAGAACAAUGGUUUUAAUCCAUACUGGGGGCAGACACUGUGCUUCCGGGUCCUGGUACCUGAACUGGCCCUGCUGCGUUUUGUGGUAAAAGACUAUGACUGGAAAUCCCGAAACGAUUUCAUUGGUCAGUACACCCUGCCUUGGAACUGCAUGCAACAAGGUGAGCCAGUCCUCCCACCCCUGGCCCGCACCCCAGCUCUGGCUGCCUUCCUAAUACGGUCCCCCGCUCCCCUUUCCAGGUUACCGCCACAUACACUUGCUCUCCAAGGAUGGCAUCAGCCUCCAUCCAGCCUCCAUCUUUGUGCACAUCUGCACCCGGGAAGGGCUAGAGGGGGUUGAAUC
This is a messenger RNA of Physeter macrocephalus (sperm whale), 6699 nucleotides long. RefSeq names its product phospholipase C delta 4 (gene PLCD4). Gene Ontology annotation, biological process: phosphatidylinositol-mediated signaling; release of sequestered calcium ion into cytosol; lipid metabolic process. The coding region runs from base 4348 to 6696 and encodes 782 amino acids. Lineage: Eukaryota; Metazoa; Chordata; Mammalia; Artiodactyla; Physeteridae. The record is from RefSeq and is a predicted model, not a curated record. The transcript has 15 exons. Gene Ontology annotation, molecular function: phosphatidylinositol-4,5-bisphosphate phospholipase C activity; calcium ion binding.